AUGGCGUCUUCAUUAUCAGCUCAAUUAGUUCAUUGUCAGAACCCACUUCCACGCCUUCAGGGUAAUUUGAGCAGGGAUGUGGCUACUAAGGUUCAAAGGCCACGUGUGGUCUGUUGCGGUACAGGGUCACGUGGUUACGGUAUAGCAUUGGCAUCAAGGUCACACUAUGCCUUGAGGUUUCCUGUGAGGCAACAAUCUGAAGCAAGGUCAAUUAGAUAUAGGAGUAUGACAUGUGUCAAUGCGACAGACAAGGCUUUAGAGCUUCAAGCCAAGGUGACAACCAAGUGUUUCUUUGAUGUAGAAGUUGGGGGUGAAGCUGUGGGCAGGAUUGUUUUGGGCCUUUUUGGAGAGGUUGUUCCUAAAACAGCUGAAAAUUUCCGUGCUUUGUGCACAGGUGAGAAAGGAUAUGGUUACAAAGGAAGCUCCUUCCAUCGUAUAAUCAAAGAUUUCAUGAUUCAGGGUGGAGACUUUACGGAAGGAAAUGGAACUGGUGGAAUUAGUAUCUAUGGUCCUAGUUUUAAAGAUGAGAGUUUUGCCUUGAAGCAUACUGGUCCCGGAGUUCUAAGCAUGGCAAAUGCUGGUCCAAAUACCAAUGGUAGUCAAUUUUUCAUUUGCACUGUAAAGACUCCAUGGCUAGACAAUCGUCAUGUUGUAUUUGGACAUGUCGUUGAUGGAAUGGAUGUUGUGAAGGCACUUGAAUCCCAGGAGACAAGUAGGUUAGAUGUCCCUCGGAAGCCAUGCAGAAUUGUUAAUUGUGGAGUACUACCAAUAGAUGGCUGA
Sphenostylis stenocarpa is the source of this 780-nucleotide messenger RNA. Lineage: Eukaryota; Viridiplantae; Streptophyta; Magnoliopsida; Fabales; Fabaceae. The record is from the annotation of a GenBank genome assembly.